AUGUGCGGUUGCAUGGUUUUCAAGCUAUUGACGCUAGGAAUUAUUUACCUAUUAUUGCUUCAACAAGAUAAUGCACAGAACGUGUCAAAAACAACAGAACCGGAAUUAAUCUUGGAAAAAACGGUCUUCCCGUUUACCUACAAAAAUGUGAUCUUCUUGAACCAGCUUAACUUUAAGAUCUUAAAGAAGAUCUUACAAGAGACCAUUGAGGAAGUUGAACAAGAAGGGCGCGCAGUCAUUAGUCAAGAGGAUCGUAAACGACGUAAUGCUCCAAUUGAAUCUAAAUUUCCGUCCCUUCAAUCUCAUGAUCUCCAAGCUUAUCGACUGAAAGCAAUUAUCAGUUUUUCUCCAACUCAAGCAGUAUAA
Messenger RNA from Thelazia callipaeda (thelaziosis nematode), 366 nucleotides. NCBI's taxonomy places the organism in Eukaryota, Metazoa, Nematoda, Chromadorea, Rhabditida, Thelaziidae. The record is from the annotation of a GenBank genome assembly.